Nymphaea colorata (pocket water lily) is the source of this 1957-nucleotide messenger RNA. RefSeq names its product protein S-acyltransferase 11. Bases 310 to 1344 code for a protein of 344 amino acids. Lineage: Eukaryota; Viridiplantae; Streptophyta; Magnoliopsida; Nymphaeales; Nymphaeaceae. Gene Ontology annotation, molecular function: palmitoyltransferase activity. The transcript has 5 exons. The record is from RefSeq and is a predicted model, not a curated record.
AUGCUGCAGAUGUGUGACUACGGUGACCGAGUUCUUGAACUAAAAAGUUCGAUGCCACCACCUAAAGACUGUGCCUGGAGACCAAGCAAGGAGUCAACCGCCCAACCACAGGAGGAACAAAGAAAGAGAGAGAGGGAGUGAGGACUCUACGCCAAGUUUGACAAGCGACGAUCUGGGGAGCUCGAAUCUUUGCCUGGUCGAACACCCAGGCCUGAAGACAUCUCAGGUUGGUGGAAGGUUUAUUUGCAGAGAAUGCAGACCUCUAUUCAGAUUUUCUAAGCACAAAACUGCUUGUGCUCAUCUGCAAAAAUGGAAAAAGCUAGUAAUAACAAUCAGGAGGGACAUUAUGUGGCUUACAUGCCUCAGAGCCAUGAGACGAUUUGUUGGGGUUGUGGUUUACGUCUUAUGCUUCCAUCCUUUUCUCCUGUGUUCAAGUGUGGAUGGUGUGGAGCUAUCACAAACCAAAACCCAUUGAAACAUGACAGUCGUUGUUGUUCUUUCUGGAGAAGAGUGCGGGACCGGUCAUUUCUCACUAUUCUUAUUGUGUUCAUGCUAUUAAUUAUAUGUGGUGGCGUGUGGGCUUCAUUUCCAUUUGUAUUCUCCUUGGGAUAUAUAUGGGCAGCUUUCCAUUCUUUGUCAACAGUAUUUUUUGCAACCGGCACCAUGUAUAGCUUCAUCUUGGUAGCAUUUCGUCAUGCCGGGGAACAGCCAUCUGUCUUGUAUGGCAGUUAUGAAGUUGUCAGGAAAGACGGACUGGACAAUUAUAGAUUUUGUCAUUACUGUGAAAAACCGAAGUCACCUCAGACACAUCAUUGUAGGUCUUGUAAAACAUGUAUUUUGGACAUGGACCAUCACUGCCCAUUUAUUGGCAAUUGUGUAGGAGCAGGAAAUCACCGUCUCUUUGUUACAUUUCUUGUUUUUGCUGUUAUAAGCAACUUCUAUGCCUUUCUGAUGUCUAUCUAUGUUGGUUGGCAUGUUUGGCCACCACUAGUGUAUGAUCCAGGGUAUUCCUUGGAAGAAUUAAGCAAAUCUUCUGUUGGAAGAUUUUCAGCCGAAAUUUUACAUGCUUUAGCAAACACGGCAUUUCUCUUGUCAGCUCGAGGCAUAGUUUUAAUUUAUUUGUGCAUAGCAAGUGUGUCAGUUGAAGUGGGCAUUGGAUUAUUGCUGUGGCAGCAACUCCAGUUCAUAUAUGAGGGGAAGACAUACUUGGAUCACCUAAGUUCAAGGGAUGGUGAAGUUGGUGAAAGUGGGUGGCACAACAUCUCUGUGUUCUUCGGUUGCCCAUACCCAAUUUCAGCUUUGCGACUUAGUUCAUCACAUACUGGGAAGAGCCAUAAAAAAUAAGGAACUGUUUUCUAAACGGUUUUGAGGUUAUGUAGUGAUUAGUCGCCUUCUUGGAGCUGCUUGUGCCAUCUAUUUGAUAGGACACCGUUUCUGAAGGACUACCUGGAAGAACAGUUGAAACUAUAUGCAAAAUUUUUUCGUUCAGCCAAAAACUGGUGCUGAUGUAUUAGGCAAUGAAUUUUCAGUUGGAAAGCAGAUGGGAUUAAAGCAACUCUCAUGGAUUACUUUGGAGGUACAUGUAGCUCUCCCUCCAUUCGAUAGUAGUGCAUGCAGUGGACAUUCUCUGAUCAUUUUUCACCUUCUGCGGCAUGCAGUUGCCUUCAUUAGCAUGAGAAGAACUAAAAAGAGAAGGGUCAUAUGAUUCUCCAGUCCAACCAUUGUUCCUAUAUCAAUUUUGUAUUAAAAUUAAUAGUCAGUGUCAAAAGCUUCUGAGUGUGCCUUCUCUACCGUACCUUUUCUCACAUAUUGCUGAUAUUUUGGUUUGGCUAGAGUUUGUUUCUACGCGUUUCUACUUCUUCCUUGUAUUGCUGUUUGGAUGGACUAUUUUUUGUAUUAAGUGGUCACUCACGAUGACUAUUUUACUAUAUUAUUCUUUAUAAAGGUCUAUUGGGCA